Messenger RNA from Felis catus (domestic cat), 3142 nucleotides. RefSeq names its product speedy/RINGO cell cycle regulator family member C (gene SPDYC). Gene Ontology annotation, biological process: positive regulation of cyclin-dependent protein serine/threonine kinase activity. The transcript is spliced from 7 exons. The coding region runs from base 751 to 1563 and encodes 270 amino acids. The record is from RefSeq and is a predicted model, not a curated record. NCBI's taxonomy places the organism in Eukaryota, Metazoa, Chordata, Mammalia, Carnivora, Felidae. Gene Ontology annotation, molecular function: protein kinase binding.
UCCCUCUCUCUCUGUUCCUCCCCCGCUUGCACUCUGUCUCUCCCUCUCUCUCAAAAAUAACUAAAGAUUUAAAAAAAAUUUUUUUUAAACUACUGAACUUAAGCAUGGCUAACGAGGCAAUUUUCAUUAUGUAUGUUUUACCACAAUAAAAAGAAAAUUGGGAAACAAAGCGUCACCCGUCAAAUGUGGAAAGUAAUGCAGGUGCUGACUGUCUCAUAGGGUUGGAGAGGGAGUAAAUGAAGCGGUGAAGACGAAAAUCUUAAGGGCAGCUAGGGGCGAGGAGAGGGCUUGACUGUCUUUGGCAAAGGCCUCCUCUCCAGGCUUGGAGCCACAGGCCCGGCUCCCCCAGCCGCUAAAGGAUCUUGGGAAGGGGAUGUGGACUCCGGAAAUUCUCGUGCCAGGACACUCUCUUCUCUAGCUCCGAGGUUUUUGAGAUUCCUGGAUCUGAAACAAACACAGACACAGCCAGCGACCCUGCCCCAGCAAGGCGCAAUCCGUGAAGGGGGCCCAGGCCUCAUUUCCGGGCCCUGCACCUUGGCUCCACCUUUGUAAAGAGGUGGGGAGGGGGCCGUGUCGCCAUGCAGGCCCUGGGGUCCCGCCGGCCUGCCUUUACCCCUCUUGAAGGUGGUGCAGCUUUGGAGAAGCCCUUACCCGGGGAGCCGCAGCUGGGAGGCGAAUGUGGAGACCGAGCCGACUCCAGGCAGAGGCCAUCCUGCCCCACCGCGCCCUACCCGCCCCCGCCCCCAUGAAAUGAGCGACACUCAAGACUUUGCCACUUUCCCCGUGGUUGCCACCCAGGUGAAGCUGGGGGGCUGGAGCCGUCAGGGUGGGGGCAGCGUGUCUCUCCGCCCGCGCCCGCACCAGGAGCUCCAGGCCUUCCUCAGCCUUCUGGAGCACAGUUUCCUGCAGGAAUUCCUUUCCAGAGAUCCCUGUUUCCAGAUUUCAGAUAAGUAUCUCCUGGCCAUGGUGCUGGUCUACUUCCGGCGUGCCAACCUGAAGCUCAGCGAGUACACCCACAGCAACUUGUUCUUGGCGCUGUUUCUGGCAAAUGACAUGGAGGAGGAUCUGGAGGACCCUAAAUGUGUGAUUUUUCUGUGGGCCCUGGGAAAGGAUUGGCGCCGUCAGGUGGCAGACUUCCUGCACCAGAGGGAUAAGCUGUGGGCCCGGAUGGGCUUCCGGGCCUUGGUGAGCCGCCAGUGCUGUGAGGAGGUCAUGGCCAAGGAGCCGUCCCAUUGGGCCUGGACUCGAGAGCGGCGUCCCCACCACGGUGGAGCUCAGAGGGGCUGCCCAAAGGCCCGGGUGCCCCUGCCUGGAGGCCCCGGCCUCUCGCCUCCUCACUGUUCCCUCUGUGGCUUGCUCCCUGCCCACGGCCUCUGCAGCCACCAGCCCCGCCCCUUGCCUGUCUUAUCCAAGUGCCCUUCCCCAGACCCUGAGUGCCAUUGCCCUCCCUCCCAAGCUUGUCUCUCAGUGGCCGAAGACCCCUUGGUGGGGGGUUUCCUCAUCAUCCUGCCCCCCCAACUGCAGCUGGAGCCGGGCACCUACACUCUCCACACCUCUCCCUGACCUUUCUCCCCAGUCCUCCCGAAGCCUCCACCGUGCCCUAGGCGCUGAUAUUUGCAGGGUGAAGAGCAGCCCGCCUGCUUGUCUGCUGACCCAAGCCCUACCGGCUGUGGGCCCCCCCGCCCCGCCCCGGCCUUCUGUCUUAUUGGCCACAGGCUGGCAGUGCUGCCCAGGCCCCCCAGUCCCCUCCUCCCAACUGUACCCACUCUGACCCUGGCCCCUCUAAUAAACUCGUGUCUACAGGACACCGACUGUGCUUAGGCCCUGGCCUGGCUCCUUGACCCAGGGUAGGGGUAGGGAGGGAAUUGGAGGGGGGGGGGUCUGCCAGCUUUAGAUAUCAGUGAUUGAGACUCACGAGCAGAGGCUCUGUAAUAGCAGUUUUCCUUUCCAUUGAUGACCGGUCAUCCUGAGCCUCAGUUUCCCCUCUGUAACAUCACCUAUGCGUGAUGAACCGUACACACAGCGUAGCUGGGGUUGAAUGAGAUGAAAAUACACGAAGUCCUUACAAGGCCCUGGAACCUGUAGGACAAAAGAAAGCUUAAAUGGAGAAGUACUCUGUGGUUAGCUCAGACAGGGCUGCAGGGCCUGGUCUGUUUAGGAAUGACACUUGGUGACUGCCCUGGGCUGCAGUCACAUAUAAGGUAAUUCUUAUAAUACAUCUACCCCCCAUCCCUCAAAGUCAACUUGUUAAUGAGGGAGCAGAGAAGGCUUUCCAGAGAAGGUGGCGUUUGAACUGGGCCUUGAACAAUGUCAAGUUUGCCCAUGAAGGGACAGAGAUUGGGAGGUAGGAUAUUCUUGGGUAGUCUAGAGUCGAGACGAGCACUUGGUCUCUGAUGUCAGACAGCUUAAAUCCAAAUCCCAGGUUCCUGUGUGGCCUUGGCAUGUUACUUAAUUUCCAUUGCCUCCUCCGCAAAAUGGGUAUUACUCUAGGAUGGGUGUUGUGUGAGGUUUGAAUUGCAUUAAUCCCAGAAGGUUUCAAGCUGUCUCGGGAACAGAGCUCAGGGGCGCCUGGGUGGCUCAGUCCGUUAAGCGGCCAGACUCCAUCUUGGCUCAGGUCUCGAUCCCAGAGUCUCUCAGGAUUGUGAGUUCAAACCUGAGUUGGGCUUCAUGCUGGGCCGGAAGCCUACUCAAAAAAAAAAAAAAAAAAAAAGGAACAGAGCUCAGAUGGAAGCCCCAGGUGUUACUAGUAGAGGGAAUGCCUAGGGAAAGCCUGGAGGGGAGGGUGUGUUUGGGGAAUGGCUGGAAGUGAAGCUGGAAGAGUCCACAGGGUCAAACAGGGGAGUCUGGGCACCAUUACCUUGCAUGCUCUACGAGUGGCUCCCAAAAAGUGUAGAAGUAAGAAAGCCUGGAGAUUGAGCCCAUUAGAAGCCAAGACGAGGGUACAAAGUAUUUUUAAUUUGUUUUUCAAAUAAGUAAUAUAUUCACCUGUACCUUUUAAAUUCUUAACCAAGAGUCACCUCCUACCCCUGGCUCCUCUCCCUGGAAGCUAUAAAACUUGUCGUUUGUGUCCUUCCACAGAAAGAAUAUAAACGUACAUAACCAAAUGUGGUGUAAUAAAAAUAUGUAUAUAUAUUUGGUCUUA